Messenger RNA from Coregonus sp. 'balchen', 15516 nucleotides. NCBI's taxonomy places the organism in Eukaryota, Metazoa, Chordata, Actinopteri, Salmoniformes, Salmonidae. The record is from the annotation of a GenBank genome assembly.
AUGCCCCACCAGGACGGUCAAUGAGAGAGCAGUGUUUGGUACUGUCUUGUACGUGUGAGAUGAGAGAGCUGUGUUUGGUACUGUCUUGUACGUGUGAGAUGAGAGAGCAGUGUUUGGUACUGUCUUGUACGUGUGAGAUGAGAGAGCAGUGUUUGGUACUGUCUUGUACGUGUGAGAUGAGAGAGCAGUGUUUGGUACUGUCUUGUACGUGUGAGAUGAGAGAGCUGUGUUUGGUACUGUCUUGUACGUGUGAGAUGAGAGAGCAGUGUUUGGUACUGUCUUGUACGUGUGAGAUGAGAGAGCAGUGUUUGGUACUGUCUUGUACGUGUGAGAUGAGAGAGCUGUGUUUGGUACUGUCUUGUACGUGUGAGAUGAGAGAGCAGUGUUUGGUACUGUCUUGUACGUGUGAGAUGAGAGAGCAGUGUUUGGUACUGUCUUGUACGUGUGAGAUGAGAGAGCAGUGUUUGGUACUGUCUUGUACGAAGGUCAUCUUUACCACGGCAGAAAAACAUUAAGACUGUUGCAUGUACAGUGCCUUCAGAAAGUAUUCAUACACCUUGACUUAUUCCACGUUUUCUUGUUACAGCCUGAAUUCAAAAUUAAUAAAAAAUAUAUAUUUUCUCCCAUCUGCACACACUACCCCAUAAUGACAAAAUGAAAAUAUGUUUUUAGAAAUUUUAGAAAAUAUCUAAUUUACAUAUGUAUUCACACCCCUGAGUCAAUACUUUGUGAAAACACCUUUUGGCAGCGAUUACAGCUGUGAGUCUUUCUGGGUAAGUCUCUAAGAGCUUUCCACACCUGGAUUGUGCAACAUUUGCCCAUUUUUAUUCUUUUCAAAAUUCGUCAAGCUCUGUCAAAUUGGUUGUUGAUCAUUGCUAGACAGCCAUUUUCAGGUCUUGUCAAAACUGUACCUCGCCCACUCAGGAACAUUCACUGUCUUGGUAAGCAACUCCAGUGUAGAUUUGGCCUUGUGUUUUAGGUUAUUGUCCUGCUGAAAGGUGAAUUCAUCUCCCAGUGUCUGGUGGAAAGCAGACUGAACCAGGUUCUUCUAGGAUUUUGCCUGUGCUUAGCUCCAUUCCGUUUAUUUUUAAUCCUGAAAAACUCCCCAGUCCUUAACGAUUACAAGCAUACCCAUAACAUGAUGCAGCCACCACUAUGCUUGAAACUAUGGAGAGUGGUACUCCGUAAUGUGUUGUAUUGGAUUUGCCCCAAACAUAACACUUUGUAUUCAGGACAAAAAGUUAAUUGCUUUGCCACCUUUUUUGCAGUAUUACUUUAAUGCCUUGUUGAAAGCAGGAUGCACGUUUUGGAAUAUUUUUGUUCUGGUCUCGGUGGUUGAAUCUGUGUUUGAAAUUCACUGCUCGACUGAGGGGCCUUACAGAUAAUUGUAUUUGUGGGGUACAGAGAUGAGGUAGUCAUAAUUUUUUUUUAAACACUGUUAUUGCACACAGUGAGUCCAUGCAUCUUAUGUGACUUGUGAAGCAUAUUUUUACUCCUGAACUUGUUUAUUUAGGCUUGCCAUAACAAAGGGGUUGAAUACUUAUUGACUCAAGACAUUUCAGCUUUACAUUUUGUAUUAAUUUGUAAGACUUUUAAAAACAUAAUUUCACUUUGACAUUAUGGGGUAUUGUGUUUAUAGGCCAGUAACAAAGAAAUCUCAACGUAAUCCAUUUUAAUUCAGGCUGGAACACAACAAAAUGUGGAAAAAGUCAAGGGGGUGUGCAUACUUUCUGAAGGCACUGUGUAUCUGUUUUGCCAAGUAAAAUGGAAAAAUACUGGCAUACUCAUUAAAAAACGUUCUCCUCCUUCGUCUUCUUCCUCAUCCUCCUCCUCCUCAUCCAGACAGUAAAUGGUGUUUGUGGAUGUGAACCUAAAUCUGUGUCUCUCUCCCCUCCAGACUCCAAGGCCAUAGUGGAUGGUAACAUGAAGCUGAUCCUAGAUCUCCAUAUUUAUAUAUUACUGUCUCCCCUCCAGACUCCAAGGCCAUAGUGGAUGGUAACAUGAAGCUGAUCCUGGGCAUGGUGUGGACUCUGAUCCUCCACUACUCCAUCUCCAUGCCGGUGUGGGAAGACGAGGUGGACGACGAGGCGGAGAAGAAGACCCCGAAGCAGAGGCUUCUGGGAUGGAUCCAGAAUAAAGUGCCAGACCUGCCCAUCACCAACUUCAGCAGAGACUGGCGGAGUGGCAAGGCCCUGGGAGCCCUGGUCGACAGCUGUGCUCCAGGUAGGUUCUGGAUGGUUCUGGAUGUCAGAGGGUGUGUAGGCCAGGGUGAUUGGCUAUAUGUCUGAACGUCCAACUGGUGGUUAUGAUAAUCCUGUGUGCUUUUGUUAUUGAGGAUUUGUCUUUGUUCAGGUGUUUAGGAGGAGGUUUCUAUAUCGUUAUUGUUGAUCGUGGGAGUGUGGGUUUUAUUGACGUUAUUGUUGAUCAUGGGAGUGUGGGUUUUAUUGACGUUAUUGUUGAUCAUGGGAGUGUGGGUUUUAUUGAUGUUAUUGUUGAUCGUGGGAGUGUGGGUUUUAUUGAUGUUAUUGUUGAUCGUGGGAGUGUGGGUUUUAUUGAUGUUAUUGUUGAUCGUGGGAGUGUGGGUUUUAUUGAUGUUAUUGUUGAUCGUGGGAGUGUGGGUUUUAUUGAUGUUAUUGUUGAUCGUGGGAGUGUGGGUUUUAUUGAUGUUAUUGUUGAUCGUGGGAGUGUGGGUUUUAUUGAUGUUAUUGUUGAUCGUGUGGGUGUUAUUGAUGUUAUUGUUGAUCGUGGGAGUGUGGGUUUUAUUGAUGUUAUUGUUGAUCGUGGGAGUGUGGGUGUUAUUGAUGUUAUUGUUGAUCGUGGGAGUGUGGGUGUUAUUGAUGUUAUUGUUGAUCGUGGGAGUGUGGGUUUUAUUGAUGUUAUUGUUGAUCGUGGGAGUGUGGGUUUUAUUGAUGUUAUUGUUGAUCGUGGGAGUGUGGGUUUUAUUGAUGUUAUUGUUGAUCAUGGGAGUGUGGGUGUUAUUGAUGUUAUUGUUGAUCAUGGGAGUGUGGGUGUUAUUGAUGUUAUUGUUGAUCGUGGGAGUGUGGGUUUUAUUGAUGUUAUUGUUGUGUUUGUGCAGGUCUGUGUCCUGACUGGGAAACAUGGGACAACAAGCCCUCAGACAACGCCCAAGAGGCCAUGCAGCUGGCUGACGACUGGCUGGGCAUCCCUCAGGUGCGAAUAACAGGGUUUUGUCAGGGAGUCUCUAGUCCCCUUAAGACUGGACCAGGGAGUCUCUAGUCCCCUUAAGACUGGACCAGGGAGCCUCUAGUCCCCUUAAGACUGGACCAGGGAGUCUCUAGUCCCCUUAAGACUGGACCAGGGAGCCUCUAGUCCCCUUAAGACUGGACCAGGGAGCCUCUAGUCCCCUUAAGACUGGACCAGGGAGCCUCUAGUCCCCUUAAGACUGGACCAGGGAGCCUCUAGUCCCCUUAAGACUGGACCAGGGAGCCUCUAGUCCCCUUAAGACUGGACCAGGGAGCCUCUAGUCCCCUUAAGACUGGACCAGGGAGUCUCUAGUCCCCUUAAGACUGGACCAGGGAGUCUCUAGUCCCCUUAAGACUGGACCAGGGAGUCUCUAGUCCCCUUAAGACUGGACCAGGGAGCCUCUAGUCCCAUUAAGACUGGACCAGGGAGCCUCUAGUCCCCUUAAGACUGGACCAGGGAGUCUCUAGUCCCCAUAAGACUGGACCAGGGAGCCUCUAGUCCCCAUAAGACUGGACCAGAGAGUCUCUAGUCCCCUUAAGACUGGACCAGGGAGUCUCUAGUCCCCUUAAGACUGGACCAGGGAGCCUCUAGUCCCCUUAAGACUGGACCAGGGAGCCUCUAGUCCCCUUAAGACUGGACCAGGGAGCCUCUAGUCCCCAUAAGACUGGACCAGGGAGCCUCUAGUCCCCUUAAGACUGGACCAGGGAGCCUCUAGUCCCCAUAAGACUGGACCAGGGAGUCUCUAGUCCCCAUAAGUUGUUCCUGACCACAGUGUAUCUUCUUGACUUUUCCUUAUUGCACUGUUUCCUUCUGAGCCAUGUUUGAAUGGUGCAGACAAAUGAUCCUUCUAUUUACCUACCAGGUGGGUGCUGCAUUCAAAGAAUCUUUAUCGAAAUCAAUCAUACAACACGCCCAAAUCACAACACACCCAAGUUAAACCUCUGCAAACAGGAUAGUUUGAACUGGAACUGUUCCAAGAGUUAAUAACAUUAUUUAUACAAUGGGUGGAUCUAGUCCUGGACGCUGGUUGGUUAAAACCACAUUCCAGCCGGUGUCUAUUCCACAAGUUACCACCGGCUAAAUCUAUGACGUUAAAAUGGCUCUGUUAUCCACUGUCUCAUCAGCCCAGCCAGGCAAUUUAUACACUAGAUCUACACUGUAAAAAGCAUCUAGACAUUAUCUCCCAUUUCGUUUAGACUAGCAAUUGGUUUUCAAUAGCGGAGAUUUGUAUAAACCUUGCUGUCUGUCUCUGACAUUGGCAACCUCUAUAGUAGGAACACUUCCUCCAGACUUCCUCUAUAGUACGAACACUUCCUCCAGACUUCCUCUAUAGUAGGAACACUUCCUCUAUAGUAGGAACACUUCCUCUCUAGUAGGAACACUCCCUCCAGACUUCCUCUCUAGUAGGAACACUUCCUCUCUAGUAGGAACACUUCCUCACUAGUAGGGACACUUCCUCUCUAGUAGGAACACUCCCUCCAGACUUCCUCUAUUUUAGGAACACUUCCUCCAGACUUCCUCUAUAGUAGGAACACUUCCUCUCUAGUAGGAACACUUCCUCUCUAGUAGGAACACUUCCGCCAGACUUCCUCUCUAGUAGGAACACUUCCUCUAUAGUAGGAACACUCCCUCCACACUUCCUCUAUAGUAGGAACACUUCCUCUCUAGUAGGAACACUUCCGCCAGACUUCCUCUCUAGUAGGAACACUUCCUCUAUAGUAGGAACACUCCCUCCAGACUUCCUCUAUAGUAGGAACACUUCCUCUCUAGUAGGAACACUUCCUCUCUAGUAGGAACACUUCCUCUCUAGUAGGAACACUUCCUCUAUAGUAGGAACACUCCCUCUAUAGUAGGAACACUUCCUCCAGACUUCCUCUAUAGUAGGAACACUUCCUCUCUAGUAGGAACACUUCCUCCACACUUCCUCUAUAGUAGGAACACUUCCUCUAUAGUAGGAACACUUCCUCCAGACUUCCUCUAUAGUAGGAACACUUCCUCUAUAGUAGGAACACUCCCUCUAUAGUAGGAACACUUCCGCCAGACUUCCUCUCUAGUAGGAACACUUCCUCACUAGUAGGAACACUUCCUCCAGACUUCCUCUAUAGUAGGAACACUUCCUCUAUAGUAGGAACACUUCCGCCAGACUUCCUCUCUAGUAGGAACACUUCCUCUCUAGUAGGAACACUUCCUCCAGACUUCCUCUAUAGUAGGAACACUUCCUCUAUAGUAGGAACACUUCCUCUAUAGUAGGAACACUUCCUCUCUAGUAGGAACACUUCCGCCAGACUUCCUCUCUAGUAGGAACACUUCCGCCAGACUUCCUCUAUAGUAGGAACACUUCCGCCAGACUUCCUCUCUAGUAGGAACACUUCCUCUCUAGUAGGAACACUUCCUCCAGACUUCCUCUAUAGUAGGAACACUUCCUCUAUAGUAGGAACACUCCCUCUAUAGUAGGAACACGUCCUCCAGACUUCCUCUCUAGUAGGAACACUUCCUCUAUAGUAGGAACACUUCCUCUAUAGUAGGAACACUCCCUCUAUAGUAGGAACACUCCAUCCAGACUUCAGUUUGACUUCCUCAAAAAGUUUCCUCUUCUGUGGGUACAAAGGACAGGAAACUUUUUGUUUGAAAUCUGUAAAUUGGAUUAUUAUUUGACACUGACUGGUUUUUCUUACCAUGUGAUGUGAACAGCCAUAGUUAUAGGUCAUGGUCAGCAAAAACUCAGGGCCCUGCUCAUAGUGUGUGUGGUCUGUAGAGGAGAUCUGAUAAUGUUGGUUGUGGUGUCAGUUGUCUGUACUGUAAGUUAUAAUGGUCUUCUGUCCUAGGUGAUUGCACCAGAGGAGAUCAUUGACCCCAGUGUGGAUGAACAGUCCGUGAUGACCUACCUCUCCCAGUUCCCCAAAGCCAAACUGAAGCCUGGUGCACCCCUUAAACCCAAACUCAACCCCAAGAAGGCCCGUGCAUACGGACCAGGUAAAAUAUAUCAUCAGAUAUUAAUAAAUGCCAUGUAGCAGAAACGUUUUAUCCAAAGUGACUUUCAGGUACGGUGAGUGCGUUCAUUUUUAGUAUGUGUGAUGCCUGAGGAAAUUUAACCCGCAACCCUGGCAUUGCUAGGAAUAACUUCUCCGAAACAGCACAAGAUUACUAGGACCCAGACCUAAUAAUGACACACCUUUUUAAGUAAUACUGAGUGCCUGCCAAACUAACACCAUGUAGCUGUCUACACAGAGUGUACAAAACAUUAGGAACACCUUCCUAAUAUAGAGUUGCACCCCCUUUUGCCCUCAGAACAGCCUCAAUUCGUCGGGGCAUGGACUCUACAAGGUGUCAAAAGCGUUCCACAGGGAUGCUGGCUCCAUGUUGACUCCAAUGCUUCCCACAGUUGUGUCAAGUUGGCUGGAUGUCCUUUGGGUGGUGGACCAUUCUUGAUACACACGGGAAACUUUUGAGUGUGAAAAACCCAGCAGCGUUGCAGUUCUUGACACACUCAAACUGGUGCGCAUGGCACCUACUACCACACCCCGUUCAAAGACACUUAAAUAUUUUGUCUUGCCCAUUCACCCUCUGAAUGGCACACAUCCAUAAUCCAUGUCUCCACUGUCUCAAGGCUUAAAAAUCCUUCUUUAGAACACUACCUGCCUGACUGCAUUGUGCCAACUGUAAAGUUUGGUGGAGGAGGAAUAAUGGUCUGGGGCUGUUUUUCAUGGUUCGGGCUAGGCCCCUUAGUUCCAGUGAAGAGAAAUCUUAACGCUACAGCAAACAAUGACAUUCUAGACGAUUCUGUGCUUCCAACUUUGUGGCAACAGUUUGGGGAAGGUCCUUUCCUGUUUCAGCAUGACAAUGCCCCCGUGCACAAAGUGAGGUCCAUACAGAAAUGGUUUGUCGUGAUCGAUGUAGAAGACUUGACUGGCCUGCAGAGCCCUGACCUCAACCCCAUCGAACACCUUUGGGAUUAAUUGGAAAGCCGACUGCGAGCCAGGCCUAAUCACCCAACAUCAGUGCCCGAUCUCACUAAUGCUCUUGUGGCUGAAUGAAAGCAAGGCCCCGCAGCAAUGUUCCAACAUCUAGUGGAAAGCCUUCCCAGAAGAGUGGAGGCUGUUAUAGCAGCAAAGGGGGGAUUAUUAAAGUGACUAGUGUUCCAUUUCUUAAAGUGGCCAGUGAUUUCAAUAGGCAGCAGCAGCCUCUAAUGUGCUAGUGAUGGCUAUUUAACAGUCUGAUGGCCUUGAGAUAGAAGCUGUUUUUCAUUCUCUCGGUCCCAGCUUUGAUGCACCUGUACUGACCUCGCCUUCUGGAUGAUAGCGGGGUGAACAGGCAGUGACAUCGGGUGCUGUAUGUGUCUUGGAGGGAGGGUAGUUUGCCCCCAGUGAUGCGUUCGGCAGACCGCACCACCAUCUGGAGAGCCCUGCCGUUGUGGGCGGUGCAGUUGCCGUACCAGGCUGUGAUACAGCCCGACAGGAUGCUCUCAAUGGUGCAUCUGUAAAGGUUUGUGAGGGUUUUAGGUGCCAAGCCAAAUUUCUUCAGCCUCCUGAGGUUGAAGAGGCUCUGUUGCGCCUUCUUCACCACACUGUCUGCGUGGGUGGACCAUUUCAGUUUGUCGGUGAUGAGUACGCCAAGGAACUUGAAGCUUUCCACCAUCUCCACUGCGGUCCCGUCGAUGUGGAUAGGGGGGUGCACCCUCUGCUGUUUCCUGAAGUCCACGAUCAUCUCCUUUGUUUUGUUGACGGAGAGAAUGAAAGCACUGUGAUGUAUUUUCCAUCCGAUCGGGUCCAUCUAUAUGCUACAGUACCAGACCCCUGGUCUCUAAUGUUUGGACCCACAUGCUGCUAUUUGGCUCCCAGCUACCUCCAUGUAAUACAAGUCCUGUAAUUCACUUUGCUUUUAAUCUCGUCACACAGCCGUCUAUGAAAGAAGAGAACACACUGUUCUCUGACUGACACUUUAAUGGCACCACGUUCCAAAUAAAAGUGAUUCAAUCAUAAAGGGCUGGAGUAAGCAGUGCUGGUUUUUAUGUUCUUACUGGAAGUUAAUCAAUCUAUUUAUGUCAUUGAUUAGCCAGAGAUUCCACUCACCAAGUGAUCUGAUUCCGAAUCAUUCCCUGAAGGAUGAAGACCAGCAGCGCUACAGGUCUCCUGUAUCUUCUACAGUAUCCGGUGCGUUAAUCAGUCUGUUCUCUCCCUCCCCUCCCCCUCCCUCCCAGGUCUGGAGCCAGUAGGUAACAGGGUGAUGCGUCCUGCUAACUUCACGGUGGAUGCGUUCAGUGCAGGUCAAGGGCAGGUCACGGUCUACGUGGAGGACCCAGAAGGAACCCGAGAGGAGGUGAAGGCAGUUCCUAACGAAGGGAAGAAGACCUACAGUGUCACCUACAUACCCCAGGUCAUGGGCCCUCACAAGGUACCGUACAGACACUCCCUUUGUUCACAUCCAUACGACUAACUGAUCUAGGUCCGUUGCGGUGACCGCAUUACCGAAGGUCACAAGUCAUGAAGACAGUCAAAUUCCACUUGACCGUUUAGUCACGGUAACUAGGCUUCUCCAAGCUCUGAUGCUGCUGGUCAUUAGUAUCCUACCAAACCUGCUAACUGCCUGGUACUCAGCACUCUAUUGUCCCUCUAAUCACUCUGACAUCAAUGCAAAUGUAAUCGAAAAUCUAAUCAAACACUUCAUGAGAGCCCAUGAGCUCAUGUUGCGCAACAUUUCUAUAGGCUAUGCAAUUGCAUGAGAAAACAGAGUGAUGGCCUCUAUUAAAAAGAGGAGGAUCCCAUCAGCUUUCUAUAGGCUAGGCCUACUAUAUUUAUUUCUCAACUUUCCUAAUAUUAAGCACAUGGCUUCUCUUUACAACAGGAGUAUAGCCUACCUGGCUGGCAUGAAAAUGAAUCACGGGAAAAGCGUCCUCCAUUUGCUAAUUAAGUGCAUAGAUUACAUGUAUUUUUUCCAGCUGCCCCUGUUCCGAGACAGGUGCAUGAUAAUGGUCCAUUCUAAAUCAAUACAAAUUUCACACAUAUAUUAUUUAGUAUAUGUAAAGACAAGAUUAAAUCAAGAAUAGUCUGAUGGGUGACUAUCAGCCUAUCACUUGUGAAUUAUAUAUUAUCACUGAAUGAUGCCCAGCGUAAGAAACAAUGCCUUUUUCUCAUGUAGCCUAGCCCAUAGGCCUAUAUGUUUUAAUAAGGUUUGUAUCACAACUAAAGUGGCCAAAUAACGUCUUAAAAUUAAGCACAUGAAUCCGCUUUACAAGGGGUUUAGAGCCUAACUGGCAUACAUAAGCAGCGCGUGAGUUUCAAGUUUGGGGAAGAUACAUUUCACCAUAGAAAUGCACCUUUUAUAAUAAAAGCAUUACAUGCAUAAUCGCAUUUGCGGUCACUUUUGAUAAUGGUGUUUUCCUGCUAAUGGAACAUUCCCGCUUAUAGCCUACUGCCGUGUGCGUAUUGCUGUGCUUAUAAUGUGAAGAAAUAGCCUAAUAGUUUAUCAACAUUUUAAGCUAAGCGUUCUGAUCUGUUGGGUCACCCUCAUUGCGUAAAAAAGGUUUUUUGAUGCUUGUGGUUGUAUUAAUUUGGGCACUAUUGAAUCCCGCAAUGUUUGAAAUAUUUAUUUAUCUCACAGAAUAGAAUAGGUUGACUUUUGUACUAUGGGGGAUAGUAGAUUGACAUAGGCUAGUGCUUUUGCUGUUCGUUAGGUCUACUCAUCUUUUUGGCUGGCGAAAAGUACAUGUGGACAGUUCUUCCAAUAUCUUCAAUAUGCACCUCGGAAUUUGAUAAAGACGUGCGCAGUUGCGUCCCCGAUGUGUCUGUCUUCACUUGUAGCUUGUGUGAAAGACCUGAUCACGUGACUGAGAGCCAUGUGAGUGAGAGGCGCUUCAGACCACGCAGCACUCAGGGAGAAGGGAAUUAUAAUUAUUAUAUUUAGCCCAAGGGCACAAAAGGGAUGGAUUUUUGUCAGCGGGAAAUUUGAGGCAUUAUCAAGUGCUUGUCAAAUAGUGAAUGAGAGACUGAUGAAGUGUGUACAGCCUGUGCAAAAAAACAAAGCAGAGCUCACGCCUUUCAAGCAACUUUUUUCAAAUCAUCAAUAGUCGCAUCAUGCAGCCUUACAAUGUAUUAAAAAUCAAAACAUAUAGCCCAACGUUUGUAGAACAACUAAAGUUACAUUAAUAACUCUAAAUUAAGCAUUUAGGAGUACCUGUUUCUUUGUUAACCGCUCAACACAGAAUAGCCGCAUGUGCUCACUCCCUCAAAUCUUCUGGAGAAAAUAUCCUUAAUAUUUUAUUCAGCUUUGUUCAAUUGUUUUCUUCACACUAUAAAAUAAUAUAAAAUAAUGCCAUGGAAUUCUAAGCAGAUCUUGUCUGCUAAAUGAACUAGUGUAGCCCACAGCCAUAUGGCAUAUCCAGAUCAGGACCUAACAUAAGGACAACUCAGAGGAUGCUAUUCUGUUCUUCUGAAAUAGACUACAUUUUCUUCAUAUCAUGUUUCUUUAGACCUGUCUAAAAUAAAUAAUGGAUUUAUUGUGAAGGUGUAGGCUAUAUUACAUGGAUUUAUUAGACUUUUUAACAUGUAGAUGUUCCAAAGGUCUGCAUCAGUGGCUUGUUAAUUAAUGGUCAAUUACCGGCUGACAAUUUCGUGACCGCCACAUCCCUACCCACAACAGCACCUCGGGGGCGGCAGGUAGCUUAGUGGUUAAGAGCGUUGUGCCAGUAACCGAAAGGUCGCUGGUUCUAAUCCCCGAGCCGACUAGGUGAAAAAUCUGUCGAUGUGCCCUUGAGCAAGGCACUUAACCCUAAUUGCUCCUGUAAGUCGCUCUGGAUAAGAGCGUCUGCUAAAUGACAAAAACAAUUUAAAAAAAUUAAAAAUAAAAAAUCUUCACUUUUCAUUUGGCAAGCUCUUGAUUCAGUCCUAGAGUCAAGUUCUUCACUUGACUGUUGAGAGCUUGUCAGAUAUUGUUUUUAUUGCGUCUAAACUGUUUGACUGCAUUAGAUACUGCUUCUGCAAAGAUGCUUUCUGACGUCGUUGUUGUCUGAUCCUGUCUAGGUGACAGUGCUGUUCGCAGGCCAGCAGAUCCCCAAGUCUCCGUUUGAGGUGAGUGUGGACAAGGCUCAGGGAGACCCCACCAAGGUUACAGCUAAAGGGCCUGGACUGGAACCUAUAGGGAACAUCGCCAACAAACCUACCUACUUCGACAUCUACACUGCAGGUUGGUUCUCCUCCCACAGCUCCUUCUGUUAUUUAGGAUAACUGACUCCAAAUAAGGAAUUAUUUGUGUACUGUAUGUAGGACCGCAUACGCUGGGUUGUUUAACUUUUUGUGUGUUUUUUUUAUUAGCAUUUUGAAGAUGGUGCUUUUUAGACUGGUCCCAGAUCUGUAUGUUUCUGGCAUGAAAACGAAUCUACAUUCUAGGUGCUUGGGUUAAAGUGUUGCUAUGUUCCAGGGGCUGGAGUGGGAGAUGUGGCAGCUGUCAUCAAGGAUCCUCAGGGCAGACCGUCGGUGGAGGCCAUGGUGGAGGAUAAGGGAGACAGUGUGUUCAGGUGUACCUACAAGCCCACCCAGCAGGGUCCUCACACCGUCACCAUCACCUUCGGAGGCAUCGCAAUACCCAAGAGUCCUUCUACUGUCAACAUCGGACCAGGUGAACUCUAACCUUAAGUGUUAAACCCUGUCUAAGCCGGGUGGGGGUGGGGGGGGGGGGGGGGGGGUUCUACUAGGUUAUAUAGAAUUGUUUUAGCUAUCUGAUUUUGCAUUUUAAAACCCCUUGAAGUAUCAAAAAAAGAUAUGUAAAAAAAUUAUUACUUACUGCUAUUAUCCCAUACAAACGCAUUGAAUAACAGAUAGUCCCAAAAAAAUCUAAAGGAAGUUUGUUCUGAAGUGUCUAUCCUAUAUCUGAGAGAUAAAAGAAAGAUCAGGAAACAUUCUUUCAUUAAACAUUUUUUUUUUUUUAUACAUGUAUUUAACCCCUUAUUUUAGUCACUAAACAGUCUCCAUAUAUACGCCCGUUUUAAUUUUUCCGAGUGGUACCGGGGGACCUUCAGAUGAGUCUUGUGAGGCCUGUGGGCGUCCUAGAGCAAAUCAACCGACGUGUUCGUGAGAUUCUCACCUUUACACAGAACCUAAACCUUCUAAACCUUCUGAAUGCAAUCCAGCCAUUUUUACAUUUUCGACCCUUCUAAACCUUCUGAAGACAAUCCAAUGUUUCAUUUAAGAGCUUUAUUUAGAUUCUAGAACCCUCGUUCCCCAGAUUUAGCCUACGUACAGAACUCUGGCUACACUCCAUAACUCUGGGUCUGACAUAAUUGGGUGAACAUUUUUUGUCUCGUUAGUUUCCGCUGAGCGGUCAGCUGCCUCCCCCGCCUCACCCCUCCUGCCUCACCACCUACAGUAUUUACUCCCCCCCCCCCCCCCCCCCCCCCCCUAGCCUCACCCUCUCUGGGGGAGGUGACCUGGCUCGACUCUGGCUGGUGGACAGAAGGAGAGGAGAGCAGGAAGCUCCAGCAUUAGGACUAAAGGCUAGAAGGAGAGGAGAGCAGGAAGCUCCAGCAUUAGGACUAAAGGCUAGAAGGAGAGGAGAGCAGGAAGCUCCAGCAUUAGGACUAAAGGCUAGAAGGAGAGGAGAGCAGGAAGCUCCAGCAUUAGGACUAAAGGCUAGAAGGAGAGGAGAGCAGGAAGCUCCAGCAUUAGGACUAAAGGCUAGAAGGAGAGGAGAGCAGGAAGCUCCAGCAUUAGGACUAAAGGCUAGAAGGAGAGGAGAGCAGGAAGCUCCAGCAUUAGGACUAAAGGCUAGCUGAACCGAACAAGUGUGCUCGCUACUCUCUUAAAAGACCUUCGCUUGAAAAAGGAGAAAAAAGCGGCAAUAGUACUGUUUGUCUAUUUUGAGACACCGUAGCAGUAUACACUUCCUUAAAAUAGUCAGAAUGAAUCUAAGAUAACUCAAGAAAUCUGUCAUUUAUUUAGACGUUUUUGCAGAGGAUAGUCGCGGAAUUUUACAUGUAACGAAGAUGUUUGAUGCAGUAUUUCUAAAUGAAAAAAAUGGUGGUCUCUCGUUGAAUGACAACAGACUUUAUUGAAGAAUCCCUACUGUUGACUAAUCACCGACGAGGGGGUGUGGACUUCGGCUCCGAACUUUGGCUUGCCUCCAGAAAAAAUGUGUGCCCAAACAGCCUUAAAAAAACUCUCACCCAAGUCACAAAAUGUCAUCAGAAUAUAUGCACAAACUCUUCAGCACUGUUUCGGCUGGGAAGCAUGCGGACACCUCAAGCCUCAAGCCAGGACAAGCCGUGUUCAGCCCCUCUCCUCUGCCCUCCUCCUCCUCCUGCAACUCAUAAAACACUAAAUUCCAUCUCCCUGAUGCAGCUUUUCCACGCCACACCGACCUCACGGCACGGUACAACGCAGCAUCGUGACCCUAAAACCUCUCGCUUUACAGACCCGUAAAUAGAUUUUCCAAAAAUAAAGGAUUUGUGUAGUCAUUAUUGUUUUUAUUCAAAUGAAUAACUGAUACAGAUAACUGAAUGAUAAGUGAAUCAGAGAGGCUGUUGUUGAAUUGGAAAGUGAGGCUGUAUUUAUUGUGUUUAUGUCUGGAAACCCCCUCCAACUUCAAGCCUUCUCAGUUUGGAAGCAGAUUUCAGGAGGUUAAAGUCUUGAUGUGGUUCGUGAGGUAGAGUUGAGACUUGUAGCCUGCGUUCCAAAUAGCACCCUAUUCCCUAUAUAGUGCACUACUUUAGACUAGAAUGGGGAAUAGGGCGCCAUUUGGCACACAGUCCUAUACUUUUGGUUCUUUGGUCAUGUUGAUUGUAGGGUCUGAAUGCAGCCCCUGUUCAUUCCAACUGCUUUAUGCCUUAUAGUACAGUCUUCUCAGCACCCCUUCAUUCCAACUGCUUUAUGCCUUAUAGUACAGUCUGCUCAGCACCCCUUCAUUCCAACUGCUUUAUGCCUUAUAGUACAGUCUGCUCAGCACCCCUUCAUUCCAACUGCUUUAUGCCUUAUAGUACAGUCUUCUCAGCACCCCUUCAUUCCAACUGCUUUAUGCCUUAUAGUACAGUCUUCUCAGCACCCCUUCAUUCCAACUGCUUUAUGCCUUAUAGUACAGUCUUCUCAGCACCCCCUUCAUUCCAACUGCUUUAUGCCUUAUAGUACAGUCUUCUCAGCACCCCUUCAUUCCAACUGCUUUAUGCCUUAUAGUACAGUCUUCUCAGCACCCCCUUCAUUCCAACUGCUUUAUGCCUUAUAGUACAGUCUUUUCUCAGCACCCCUUCAUUCCAACCGCUUUAAUGCCUUAUAGUACAGUCCUUCUCAGCACCCCUUCAUUCCAACUGCUUUAUGCCUUAUAGUACAGUCUUCUCAGCACCCCUUCAUUCCAACUGCUUUAUGCCUUAUAGUACAGUCUUCUCAGCACCCCUUCAUUCCAACUGCUUUAUGCCUUAUAGUACAGUCUUCUCAGCACCCCUUCAUUCCAACUGCUUUAUGCCUUAUAGUACAGUCUUCUCAGCACCCCUUCAUUCCAACUGCUUUAUGCCUUAUAGUACAGUCUUCUCAGCACCCCUUCAUUCAUUCCAACUGCUUUAUGCCUUAUAGUACAGUCUGCUCAGCACCCCUUCAUUCCAACUGCUUUAUGCCUUAUAGUACAGUCUGCUCAGCACCCCUUCAUUCCAACUGCUUUAUGCCUUAUAGUUCAGUCUUCUCAGCACCCCUUCAUUCCAACUGCUUUAUGCCUUAUAGUACAGUCUUCUCAGCACCCCUUCAUUCCAACUGCUUUAUGCCUUAUAGUACAGUCUGCUCAGCACCCCUUCAUUCCAACUGCUUUAUGCCUUAUAGUACAGUCUUCUCAGCACCCCUUCAUUCCAACUGCUUUAUGCCUUAUAGUACAGUCUUCUCAGCACCCCUUCAUUCCACCUGCUUUAUGCCUUAUAGUACAGUCUUCUCAGCACCCCUUCAUUCCAACUGCUUUAUGCCUAUAGUCCCCUUCAUUUCGCUGGGUCAGUGAACAUUACAUUACCAACCAGACAGAUUUAGACAGCCCCUGUUCGCAUGGAGGACUUGGUGCCAGCUGUGGCUUCAGAGGUAUUUUGCAUGGAGGACUUUACUCACUGUGAUGACACACUACUACCAAUACAUGAAUGAACAAACCAAAUGAAUGAAUGCGUUUCAGAGCUGAAGUGAUUCUUGUAAUAAAGUCUUCUCUUUUGUCUUCUGGGUUUCAGCGUCGAUGCCAGGGGCGUGUCGUGCCACAGGGCGUGGCCUCCAGCCCAGAGGGGUCAGAGUUAAACAGGUGGCUGACUUCAGAGUGGACACCACGAACGCAGGGAGUGGGGACCUAAAGGUCACAGUCAAAGGACCC